AUGAUAUCAAAGUUGUUGCUUAUUUUGAUAUUAAUCGACAUUGCGAACUGUGAUAAAUACGUUAAAAAGAAUCGUGCUUUAAACUCUGCACUCAAAGAUACAUCAGAUUUCUUCGGGAGAUUGAAGUCGGACUAUGCGUCGAAAGGUUUGAACGACGAUACACUGACCGACAUUAACACGAAAGUUGCGGAAUACAUCAGAAACAUGUCGAGAACAAUCUCUGCCCGUCAUAAACGAGAAUUACGCGAGAAUCCUGUUGAAGGUAUCAGUGUAUUUAAUGGAUUUCGUGACGUUAAUAAAUUCAAUUUCGGGAACGUUCGUGACGUAACUUUCUUCUCUCUCCAACAUGGAUUCGAAACAGUUUGGUUCGCUGUAGUUUUGGACGUCUCCGGGAACGGAGUUCUUCACAAUGUAGACUUCCAUGCCGUGCGAAACGGGCAGCAAAUGAUGGUGAACAGCUGUCCUUACCAGGCGCUUCUGAUAAUCCAACAUGAAAAUGGAUUUCUCAUUUUGAGCUUCAGCAAAGUUCAAGACAGGUACAGCUUGCGGCCGGUACAGAGCCUCGAAUUGGACAGUAUAAGUCAUCUAGCAAUUUGGAACGGAAUGAGCCUGUUGCACUUGGCGACAGUUUCCCGCUCGAACAUAUCAAUUUACACGUGGCUUGGCGAUUACUUCGACUCGAUGCAGGUCAUCGACGUCGGUACAGAGAAGUUAAUUCCCUUUCAAAGCAAGGGAUUUAUGUAUCUGGCAGUGACCGGAUCCUCCACGUUGAUUUUCAAGUACUCCUUGAGAUCCAACAAAUUCGUGGUCGUGCAGAAAUUGCCACCGAGCCGGGACGUCUCUUACUUUCAACUAACAGAGGGCCACUUCAUGGAACACUAUUUGACAUUAUCAACAGAGUUCUCCACUGUCAUUUACAAGGAGAUACGCAAUCGCUUUGUACCGUUUCAACAAAUUUCAGCCGGCAAAUUCAUGGUACCGGUCAUUUCGAGGAGGACCAUUGUGCUCUUAACUCUAUGUAACAGCACCAUAGUACCCUACCAGUACAAUGGCUGGAGAUUUGUAGAAUUGGAUGCGAAAUUACCUGGGAUCAGUCGAUUUCGUCGAGUGAUGCUGUACGAUAAAGAGUUGUUGCUAAUGAGAAGCACCAAUGACAAUUGGACGUUGAAACAACCACUGUGGAAAGGAGAAAAGUCUUACAAGAAUUUGCAAGAGGAGAUAAGAGCGUGGAACAUUGAUACCAAGGACAGAGUCCAAAGAGCGAUGAAAGAAAUUCCAAAGCCAAGGGACUCUGUCAAGAUCUUAAGAGGUCACAUUGAUCAACUUCGCACUCAUAACAUAAAUGGACAAAACUCGCAACAGUUAAAAGAUGCGUAUAAACAAUACAAAAAGUUGACUUCUAAAUUUCAAGCGCAAAAGGUUGCUAUCAGCAAUAAAUGGCGUCCCAAGAACGUGACCAUUUCUUCGCUGCACGGGAAGACGGUUCAAGUGAAAUGCAAACAAAAGUGUAAAGUUAACCGAUUGAAUGUUAUAGGACAUAUGAAUCGCUUGCCCAAGUUGAUAAUGUCAAUGAAGGUGAAUCGAACAUUGGGUCCUGACGAAUUAAGUAUAAAAAAGCUGAAAAAUUGGAGAUGUCCAGUCUUGAGUCUUCCGAUAGAAGAGGUCAUGGUUUCCGAGUCAGUUAAUGGAAUAACUUUGAAGUAUCUGCAAGAAAAUGCUCUGAAAGUAACCGGUGAUCAAGAAGUUUCUGGGAAGCAUAGUUUCGUUACCGUAAAGGCAGCGAAUGUUUCUAUGCCAUUAAAUAUUGCUGCGUACUUAACAAAUCAAGAUGUAGUAAUAAAAGAAAUAAAAGUUAAGCAACUGAAUCUAACGACAGGAGGAAUUUUAUUACCAUUAAAUGGUUCAUCUUCAACGAUUACUGGCUCAAUUAAAACACCUGAAUUAAAAAUAAAAAAUCUUGUUGAUGUGAGGGGAAAAAUAGAAGGAAAAUGGAAAUCAAGAUUAUCACGUACAAUAUUCAUCAACGAACCUAUGAUUUUGAAUAACAAUAUUAGUUUGGAAAAUGUCAAGAUUGAUAAUUUAAUGUCUACAAAUUUAAUUGCUAGUAAGACAGGGUCAAUCAAAAGUACUUUGUCGAAUGCAAUAUCUUUGCAAGAUAAUGUAUCAGUGUCCUUAAUUCUUUCAAAUGAAAAGAUGAAAUGGAGCAAUGUCACUUUACACGGUUUUCAAAAAUGGGUUACUGCGAAUUCUCAUAAUAUCAGUGUUAUAUCAGGGAGGAAGCAUUUUCUUCAAAAUGUGGAGAUAACAAAGUUCUCUUAUGAUAACAUGAAGUUCUCAAAGAAUCAAAAUUCAUUCUUGAACGAUUUGAAAUUAUGUGCCACUUCUGUUAUUGCGCUGGAAGUUAAAACUUCGCUGUUAACUGCGGAUGUUAUAACCGCGAAGAAAUUAAACAGUCCACGUAUUUUUGGGAACAUGAAUGACAACUAUUUCAUUGAUGGUUCGACAAUACUUUUCAAGCCUGUUUUAUUUGGAAAAUUGUACUACCGUAAUUUCACUGCAAAAGAUGUGUUUACAACGCAGCUGAAUAAUUUGAAUUUAUCCAAAUUAAAGAAUCUUGUGAAUUCAUGGAUUGAACCGAAUAUUCUCAAUACUUCGAUAGAAGCGAAAGUCUUGAGAACGAAAACUCUUCGAUCACCUGUUACAUUUUACAGAGAAUUACCCAAGGUAAUAAGAAAUGUCAUAUUAGAGCGAAACGCUCGUGUAGAUUACAUCAAUAACAUUGAUGUGAUCGAUUUCUUGGAUAAUGCUAUAAGACUCGAUGAUAUGAAAUCUUUGCAGAACAUAACAUUUCGUAAUGGUUUUAGUACGAAUCGUAUAUAUGCGUCUGAUCUUCCAUUUCACUUGAUCGACACAGAGAAAGAUCUUAGUCUGCGUAAAAAAAGAAUAUCUGGAGACAUAGAAACCAGUGCAAUGAAUUUACCAUAUUCCUUCAAAAUCACAGAGAACGAGACUCCAGUUGAUAUCUUCGUAAAGGGAUCUGCGAGGUUUUUGCUCGAACCGACAAUAACGAAUGUGAAUGAUGUUGUACUGGAAAAAUUGUUAUCAGAAAUUUGGCUGACGACGAACACCACAACACUUUCUGGGAAGAAUUUGCAUUUUAAAAAUAUAGUCAUAAAUGGAGAUGUUACUCUAAACAAUAUGAUGAGCACAUUGAAUGUUGAAACGUGGAGGAACAUUUCGAAGCGUGUUUUAAGCAAAACAAAGUCGCAGGAAAUAUCGCAUCCUGCGUCUUUGGGUGACGUCGAAGUUCCUUUUAUUGUGGGUUCGAACGUUUCAAGAUUGAAGUCUUCGGUACCAGAUCUCAACGACAUAUUCGAGAAUUCUUUGCUAAAGAAUAAAGAUCAACAAGUGAAGGCGAAGUGGAUGUUUGAUACGUUGAAGAUCUUAGGAAACUUGAAUGGGAUACGGACAAUCAACAAGCUGGAUCUUGAGAAAGAUGUUGUAAGACACGACUCGAAAGAGAACACUGUAAUUGGAAAGAAAACGGUCAUGCGUUUGUUCGCGGAGAGUUUGAACGGUUACAAUUUUGAUAAAUGGACCGCUAACGCUUUGACGAAGUCGAGAAAAUACUUAGCCAUAGAGGGACGAAAGACGUUUAGCACUGCUACGUUUAAUGACGUAAAGGUGUCUGGUACUGUUAUGGGUAAUAUUAUAGAAGAGGCAUUAACAAAAUCCACGAACCAAACGAUCUAUGGCCAGAAAAAAAUACAAGGUUCCAUCAAUGCAUCUGAGCUUAUUGUCAAUGGCCUAAUAAAUGACGUGAAUCUGACUGAACUAAUAGCUCACCAGUUAAAGAAGAAUAAACCUCUUCAGACAAUAAGAACAAGAACUGUGUUUCAAAACAACUUACAUAUUCGUGGAAAUCUUACAGUCAGAGGUACUUACGACGCGGCAGAGAUGAAAAAUUUUUACACAAGCUACUCGAAUGUUUUGCCCAUUGCUGAAAAAAUGGAGCGGUCUUUGGAGGCGGCAGAAGAGAUUAGAACAGCUCUACAAAAUAGAGCUGUUUAUAUAAAUAAGUUUGAAGUCAUGAAGGACACUAUUGAUGCUUUAAACGAAUCUACGGUUAUUCAGACAGUGCAACACAAAUUUGCAAAUUUUUCUUCUCGUUGUAUCAAUAGCUCUGCAUUGAACUCCACACAGUUAACGCAGCAAACAAACAACACCAAUUUUAUAUUAUUAAAAUCAAUUGUGAUGGACGAAGAAGAGUUCAUUGUACUUGUAAAAUUUGAUUCCGUAUCCAUAUUUUCAUUUAAUCGCAUGAAGAGUUCAAGCGAUCUUGUUGAUUCAAAAGAGUUAUACAUUCCAAGAAUAAUGGAAGCGUUCGUGCAGUCAAGAAUGCAUGCCUUGUGGAUCGUUUUGCGACUAACCACGCAGACUUUGGUUCUACGGUAUCAGCCGUGGGACGAUUUGCAAGAAUACGUUUUGCCAGCCACGGAUGUAUUCGAAAUGAUCGUAUCUCCGAACGAUCAGCUUUUAUUAUUACUGUCAGAUGGUAUGUGGGACCUUGAAGGAUUAGCGAGCCCCCGAAAUAUUAUCGGAAUUCCUUUCAAAGAAAAAGUAGAGACGUUCACCGAUGGGCAUAAUUUUUAUGUAAAAUGCACAUCAAAAAAUGAUACAACUUUAAUGAAAGCACGAUACAUAAGGAACUAAAGAUACAGGGCUUUGGCAUCGUUGGUAUUGAGAAAUUUAAACAAAGUAUGUUUAAUGUUAUUUCGUUAAUACUUGGAUGUUUCAAUGAAUGAUGUGUAAUUUUGAGAAGUGUAAUAAACUUGAAGAAGUGUAAUAAAAUGGAAAGAAAGAACCUUUGAAAAGCGUACGAGACUAUUCAAGAUGUAUAAGAGAAAUUCUUCCAACAGUACUAUCGUCCCAAAUAAUUCGUUUCAUAGCUCUACGAGGGCUAAUGUUCAAUACGUGUAUUUCUCAAACACUCCUUAGCUAAGUGCGUUUAAAUAAUGUGUCAGUAGCAACGGAAGACAUUGUUACCUGAGAACCAGAAAUAAUUCUAUACAUCUUUUCAAAAGAAAAGGACAAAGGAAAUAAAAUAAUGGACGAACUUUGGCAGCUUUCUUAAUUACGGUGACAUCCUCAGCUUUCGUUUUGGCCGUGUCUGUCUUUUUCUUCUCCUCCACUUUGAACAGUUUC
This is a messenger RNA of Heterotrigona itama, 5205 nucleotides long. NCBI's taxonomy places the organism in Eukaryota, Metazoa, Arthropoda, Insecta, Hymenoptera, Apidae. The record is from the annotation of a GenBank genome assembly.